UGGAGGGGAGGCAGAGCCGAGCCAUUCUGGGGCCAAAAGGGGCUUUUUUAGUCCUUGCCCGGCCUGUGCCGCAGGGAAAGCCGCAUCACCGAGCACUGGCUCCAGAUGCCCCAGCUUUUAGCUGGAAGCCCCGAUUUCCGUGGCCGAAAGCUUGGUGCCAGGGCCAACCCCUCGCUCGUCUCUCCGUGGGGCCCAGCUCAGCCCCGGCUGCGCCCGCAGAACCGCGGGCCUCUGGGCAGCCCGCUCUCUGCGCCCCUUCUCGAGGGGGAGGGGGAUGAAAAUCCCCCACAGCUGCGCGGCCAGCGCAAGAACUAACACCCGGGAGGCAGGAGGAGCGCAAAGCCCCAGCGGAGCCCGGGGGUGGUGGGCUGGGAGGGAGCGCUGCGGGGCGCCAUCUAGCUCGGUUUUUCCAGUGCGGCUGGCUCGCUCCUACCCAGGUGUUUGGAGAGCUGCGCCGACGCGCAGCGCUGCGCCCUGAGCUACCCCAGCUCGACGCCACUUGCGCUCAGCCGCAGGGCCGCCCGGCCAGGGGCCCCUUUAGCCUAGGGGGGGGCCGAGCGAGGGUGCGGGUUUUGCUGUACAGCCACGUGCGCCGGGUCCUGGCGAUGGUUAAAGCGCACACCCAGCAACAGCUCUGCGCGUAAAGGCCCAGGGCAGAGCGGUGCCCGCCUGCUAUAGACGCCUGGCUGGCCGGGGGGUCCCCCGGGCUGGCUGAAUGACUCCGGGGCAGUUCCGCGUCCCGCGCCCGGCGGGGAGAGCCUGAGCUAGGAGCUGCUGCGCUUGGGCUCCGAUUUCCAGCUUCCGCCUUCGGAGAAGAGGCGCCCGCAAGGCCCCGCACCUGGCGCUGGUCUGGCCGCUGCCCGUUCCCACGCGCGCCGGCCAAUGGGCGGCUGGUGAGGCCGGCGGGGCGCAGCGCAGCCCGUGCGCCCCCGGGAGCGGAGCGCACGGGCCCGGCCGGCAGAGGCGAUGCGGCUGCUCUGCGGGGCUCUGCUCUGGCUCUUGGGGCUCUUGUGUGACCUGGGGGAUAGCAGCUUCCUCCGGAGCCAUCUCCAUGCCUCCAGCUUCCUGCACCGCCGGCUAAGCUGCCGGGAGAAGCGGGAGAUGCAGCGGGAGAUCCUGUCCAUCCUCGGGCUGCCGGGCAGACCCCGACCCAAGGCCUCCGCCGGGGGCAAGCUGCCCUCCUCCGCUCCCCUCUUCAUGCUGGACCUGUACCACGCCAUGGCCAGGGAGGAGGAGGACGAAGAGGAAGAUCAGGUGGGCUGGGGCCGGGGGGUCUCCCGGCCCGUGCUGACCAGCUUGAGUAUCCAGACGCCUCCUUUGGGAAGAGUCAUCAGCCGGGCGGACACGGUCAUGAGCUUUGUCAACAUGGUUGAACAUGACAGAGACAUCUUCUACCAGAAGCCAUACUGGAAGGAAUUUCGAUUUGACCUGACCCAGAUUCCAACUGGAGAAUCUGUAACAGCUGCCGAGUUCCGAAUGUAUAAGCUGCGAAGUUUCACUCGUGAUGUCAACAAAACUCUUCACAUCAGCAUCUACGAGAUCAUGAAGGAGUAUUCCAACAGGGAAUCUGACUUGUUCCUAUUAGAUCUUCAGGAGCUCCAGGCCGGAGCUGAAGGCUGGUUGGUUUUUGAUGUCACAGCUGCCAGCAACCACUGGUUAGUAAACCGUAAACACAACCUGGGCCUGCGACUUUAUGUGGAGACCGAUGACGGGCAGAGCAUCGAUCCGGGCUCAGCAGGACUGCUGGGUCGGCGCGGGCCACGCUCCAAGCAACCUUUCAUGGUCACUUUUUUCCGGGCAAGCCAAAAUCCGGUCCGAGUUACUCGAGCCGUCAAGCAGCUAAAGAAGAGGCAGCCCAAGAAAACGAACGACUUACCGCAUCCAAACAAGCUUCCAGGGAUUUUUGAUGACAUUCAUGUCUCUGAAGGCAGACAGGUUUGCAGGAGGCAUGAACUCUAUGUCAGCUUUCAAGACCUCGGAUGGCUGGAUUGGGUGAUUGCACCACAAGGAUAUUCUGCUUUUUACUGCGAAGGAGAAUGUGCCUUUCCUCUGGAUUCCUGCAUGAAUGCAACCAAUCACGCCAUCCUGCAGUCACUAGUCCAUCUGAUGAAGCCCGAGGCUGUUCCCAAGGCCUGUUGUGCUCCCACCAAGCUCAGCGCAACCUCUGUCCUCUAUUAUGACAGCAACAACAACGUGAUCCUCAAAAAACACCGCAACAUGGUGGUGAAAUCAUGCGGCUGCCACUGAAGCCCCUGAGGAAAUGCGAUCGCUGGUUUCUUGGCAAGGAAAAAGAACUAUUUUAACAGGUCUGAAUCCCAUCUAUGGUGCCGAAGUCCAUAAGAGUCAAACACCUAGUUGUAGUUAAGACAAAACUUUUAUUCUCCUACUAUACUUCAUGAGACUAGAGACAGCAAAUCGGGGGCUGCUUAAGUCGCGUUGUGUUUCUGGCUAUUGGGUUUUGUUAUAGAACUGUGGCUAGCUGGCUCCUGGAUUAUUCAUUAUUACUGGAUAACGUUUAUACUGCACAAGUGACUAGGCCAAGGAAGGCAGGACUCGAGUUGCUUCUAAAUCUAUCAGUAGCUACUUACUUAAGUCCAAGUAUUAUGGUUUUAACAAGCACUUACAGCUCUCUAAAUGAAAACACGGUCAGCCAAUUAAAUAGCUGGCUAACGAACCCUCCCCUCCCAUUUAAAGUUCGAAAAUUCAUCCAAUUGGAAAAAAAUGUCGAGGUAGGCCACGGUUAUAAAAUAAACCCCAAGUUUGGAAAGUAAACACUUAAUGGUCAUUUUUAGUAAAUGUCACGACCCAGCAGCAUGGACACUAUUUCUCAGCGAAAGCCCCAGGGGUCUGCUAAAAUUGUACCUUU
Messenger RNA from Malaclemys terrapin pileata, 2866 nucleotides. Its product is annotated as bone morphogenetic protein 8A-like. The record is from RefSeq and is a predicted model, not a curated record. Lineage: Eukaryota; Metazoa; Chordata; Testudines; Emydidae. The coding region runs from base 967 to 2247 and encodes 426 amino acids. The transcript has 7 exons. Gene Ontology annotation, biological process: SMAD protein signal transduction. Gene Ontology annotation, cellular component: extracellular region. Gene Ontology annotation, molecular function: growth factor activity; cytokine activity.